UUAUAAUAUAUAGUUUGUUCAAUACAAUUUAUAUUAAUAAUGUCAGAUGCUUCAGUAUAAGUUUUUUUUUUACUAAACCUUGUCCCAAUGCUCGUUUGCAGUUGGUUGACUCUACUCUACACUAGAUGAGAUGAGUUUACAGAUCUACUAACUAUUCAUACUUCCUCUAACUACAUGUUCCAGUUUUGUAUACUUCAUUGUUGAAAGAAGUGACAACUAUGCUUAACCCCAUGAUCGCAGACUUGGAUCGAUUAUAUGAACUCAUGGAUUCCACUCACCAAGGUUCAUCUCAACUAAUUAGAGAUUUAAGAGAGGAGCUUAAGACUGAGAUAGACAAGAAGGAAUCAGAGAAAGAGGUUGAUACGGUCGAAUACUGGAAGAGGAAGGCGUUACGCUUGGAGAAAUCUUUGGAGGAGAGUAGAGAGAGCCGGCUGAGAUUGGUUGAGAGUUUGAAGACUAUGGAGACUCUCAAGACAGGUGAAUGUUUCUUGAGUUUCAUACUUGAGAACUCACCUUUUAUUAUGGGACAUCAGGAUCAAGAUUUACGGUACAUGUUCAUAUUCAACCAGUUUCCUAGUUUGAAGGAAGAGGACAUUCUUGGGAAAACAGACUCUGAGAUUUUCAAUGGCAAUGGGGUUAAAGAGUUUGAAGAAUUCAAGAGAGAGGUUCUUGAGAAGGGAAAAGCUUCAAAGAGAGAGAUCACAUUUGACACUGAUUUAUUCGGAUCAAAGACGUUUAUGAUCUUUGUUGAGACUGUUUACAGUAAAACUGGCAAGAAAGUGGGCAUAAAUUACAUUGGGAUGGAAGUAACUGAUCAGGUAAGGAAGAGGGAAAAGAUGGCAAAACUUGGAGAAGAUAAUGCAGUUAGAAAGGCAAUGGAAUCAGAACUUGGAAAGACCAUUCACAUUACAGAGGAGAUGAUGAAUGCAAAGAAGAUUCUAGCUAAAAUGUCUGGUGAGUUAAGAUCACCAUUGUUGGGGAUUGUCAGCAUGGCUGAUAGAUUUUCUUCCAUCACAAAACUUGAUGAAGAGCAAAGACGUUUGUUGAUUGAAAUGAUAUCGUCUGCCGGUUUAGCACUGGAGAGAAUAAACGAGUUUCUUGAUCUCUCUGAGGUUGUAUCAGGUUGAGAUUAUGGGUGGUCAAUUCCCAUUGACAAGUCAAGUCAGCGCUCGUUCAGUACUGCACUACUACCUCUACAAAGUUGACCACACCACAUGAUGAUUCACUAUAUAAGAUGCCACUAAAUUCCAUGAUUAAAAUGGGACUUAGUUCUCAUCUAUAUAUUCUUAAAACUAAAAUACAUUUUGGUACUGUUUGAAAAUAUAAAUAUUAGUAUAAAUAAGAAUUGUUUGAAAAUAUAAAUAUCAAUAUUUCUAGUAUUUUUUUAUUUGUACAUUUAGCCAUUAUAUUUAUAAUAAAUUAAAUUUUUUUUUUCGUGUUUUUUUUUAUUUACAGAUUAUACCACUGUAUUUAAAAUCAAUUUAAAUUAAUUAAUUACAAUUCCAAAGAUUAUCUAACCAAAUCGAUAUUCAUAUAUUGACGAUUAUUAAUAUUGUACGAAUAUUAAUAAGUUUACUUUAAUAUGGGGAAACAAUUCUUUUCAUUUUUUUUAAAUUUAGUAUUACCUUAUUUAGUGAGUCAAAUAUAAAAUUCCAGAGUUCAAUUUUGAAGAAAAAAAUAUAUCAUAAAAUGAAUAAUAAUUCAUAGAAAACUAAUGAAAAAAAUAUUGUUUUUAGUACGCUGUUUCAUUUUAAAAUAAAAUAACAAAAAAAACAGGUUAAUAUAUGAACAGUACAAUUACAUUAAAAUUGCAUUUAAUUAUAAAAUUUUAAUAUAAUAUUAUGUACAAAUAAAAAUAAUAUUAUCAAGCAUCUAUAUUAUAAAAUAAUGCAUUAUACUAUAUAUGUAAACUACAAAACAUAAAAAAUAUACAAGAAUUUUUUUAUAAAACCAGCGGUUUAUAAAUUUACGUUAAACAUAACAAGUUAAAUCAAACACCCGCGCGCAAGUUCUAGUGUUACGUUAAUGCUGAUUAAUGUUGUGUUACGUUUAAAGAAUAGUUAUAUUCCUUUUAACUUUAAAACUACAUCUUAAAAGCCUUGGCAAUAAUAAUUAUUUGUUUUUUUUUUGGCAUAAAUUUUGGUAGUGAUAUACCAUUUAUUGUGUUGUGAUUUUCAGAUACUAGUUUUGGAAGA
Molecule: messenger RNA, 2195 nt
Organism: Brassica napus (rape)
Lineage: Eukaryota; Viridiplantae; Streptophyta; Magnoliopsida; Brassicales; Brassicaceae
Product: histidine kinase 5
Exons: 6
Coding region: 219-1127 (302 amino acids)
Biological process (GO): protein autophosphorylation; signal transduction
Molecular function (GO): phosphorelay sensor kinase activity; histidine phosphotransfer kinase activity
Source: RefSeq, a predicted model, not a curated record